AUGUGGGCACCUGAUAUCUAUGAGGGUUCACCCACCCCGGUUACAACAUUCCUUUCUAUUGCGCCUAAAAUUUCUAUUUUUGCUAAUAUUUCACGUGUUUCUAUUUAUGGUUCCUAUGGAGCUACAUUGCAACAAAUCUUCUGUUUAUGCAGCAUUGCUUCUAUGAUUUUAGGAGCACUGGCCGCCAUGGCCCAAACGAAAGUAAAAAGACCUCUAGCUCAUAGUUCAAUUGGACAUGUAGGUUAUAUUCGUACUGGGUUCUCCUGUGGAACCAUAGAAGGAAUUCAAUCACUACUAAUUGGUAUCUUUAUUUAUGCAUUAAUGACGAUAGAUGCAUUGGCCAUAGUUUUAGCAUUACGGCAAACCCGUGUCAAAUAUAUAGCAGAUUUGGGCACUCUAGCCCCAGUGGGAGUAGUGACUAGCGUUAUAGGUUGUUGGGCGGCCGGAAGGUUGCCACGAGUCAGUCAGUUUGGGGGACCGAAGGCAGUUCUCCGUGCACCGGACACAUAG
Molecule: messenger RNA, 510 nt
Organism: Vicia faba (fava bean)
Lineage: Eukaryota; Viridiplantae; Streptophyta; Magnoliopsida; Fabales; Fabaceae
Source: the annotation of a GenBank genome assembly